CGCCUACCUCGCGUACACUGGCGUACACACGGCGUCAUGGCGUCAAUAAAAGAAACUUGCUAUUGUUUGACUACAAAUUGAUAAUAAAAGGACUCUAGUGGGCCUUUGGUCAGACUGGGUCUGGGUCUGGGUCGGUCUGGGUCAGCUUGUCACCUAACCUGAGUGUCACCCUGUCACAUCAGCUGUCAGCCCUGUCGCUGUCGGUAGGAAAUGUAGGAAUGGGGAAUGGGAGGUGGGAGUGGGGAAUCAUAUUGAUUUUUUGCGAUGAUCGCUGCUGCUACGGGCGGUGGCGGUGGUGCGCGGGCCGUGGUCCUCGUGGUAGCCGUCAGUAGCCGUGACCGUGAUAGUUACGCGACAAGUGAUGCUUUCCUCUCGAUCCGCUGGCGACCGUCGUUAAUCAGUUAAUAUAUCGGAAUGCAGCCAUAGUAGACGGCGUGUCUGACGCUGUGAGCUGUGACGCUGUGUGGUGUGACGACCUGACGACUGUGACGAGGGUGUCUCGGUUCGGUAUCGUGUCAUAUGUCGUGUGUCCUGUCCUAAUCGUGACGUGCCGCAACGUAGGUGUUAACGUAACGUGGCGUGGCGUGGCGUGGCACGACCGAGACGAUGCUGUCGGCGCUUCGGCAGUUUCGGCACCGCGGCCGCAACAUUUCCAUGGAAACGUAGACGCGGCUGGGCUGGGCUGGGCUGGGCUGGUGCGUGGGGAAGCGAGCAUCUCCGUCGCCGCCGCCGCCACGUCCAUCCAUCAGUGACCAUCAGUUUCCCAUUGCCGUUGUCGCGUCGCCCGCUCAUCCGCUUGCCUGGCUCGACUAUGCGCGCGGUUAGGUUAGGUUAACUUCAACGUGGGACGCUCGACGACGAAGGGAUCACCCGCACCCGCGACUGGAUUAGGAGCUGCAUUGGGAGGCACGGAGAACCGGGAGAACUCGAGUUUGGGAGAGGAGAGCGUGACGUUUCUUCAGAAGGCCAAGAGCCUAGAGCCCAGAGCCCACAGCGAUCUUAGCGCUCGCAUGCCAAUGCCAUUAGAUUUUGUACAAUGAGCAGCUGGACGGAGAGAAUGCAUCGACGCGCCGCUACGUUUGGAAAUGUUGUAACCAGCUGUGGACAUCCCUCUUCAGAGCCUCUUCACCCAAGACGCCUGGAAAAGGUCAAGUUUGGUGCACCCUUGAACGAAGUGUGCAAGAAUGAUAUUCCUGGCCCAUUACUGGUUCUUAUAUUGAAAUUGAACAAGGAAGCCCCGCUCAGAAAAGAUAUCUUUCGGGCACCUGGUCACCAGGGUAACAUGAAGAAACUGGUACACUUUCUGCAAACUGGACAUCUGGUCAAUAUGGACAAUUUUAGCGUUUACACGAUAGCCAGCGUUCUAAAGAAGUUUUUGCGCAAGAUACCUGGAGGAAUAUUCGGUAAAGAGGCGGAGCAACAACUGUUUGCCAUAAUCCAGCUAGAUAGCGUAGAACAACAACGGGACCAGAUACACAGAUUAAUUACUUCCAUGCCGAUAUACACACAACGGUUACUGGUAUUGCUGUUCGGAACGUUCAGGGUAGUAGCUGUAAAUUGCGAGAGAGCGCACACGGGGAUGACCAGCGAGGCCCUGGGGGUGUCCGUAGCACCUUCGUUCUUUCACAGCUGCGUCAGCGACGGCAAGACUGCUAAGAUGGAGGAUGUUCUAAGAUUUAAGAUUGCCACACGCAUCGCCAAGUUCAUGAUAGACAACUUUGGCGUUUCCAAUUUAUUCGGAAGGGAUAAUUAUGAGUAUUACGCGCGCAUAACCGGUCGGAUAUUAAAGGUGGAGGAAGAUUGGAUCUUUAGUUUCCGAUAUCCGCCGGACACUCUCGUGUCGAGACAGCUGUCGCUGGAAGCCGAAAAGUCAUGGUUACAAUAUGAGUGCGAAAAGUGGGGAUUGAAGUUUAAUUUAGAAUGUAUGUCUCACCAAGAGGAAUCGCAGUCAACUCCGGCGUUGAUCCACGUGCCGGAGACGAUAAAUCUGGCAUCAUCGUUAGGCAUGAUUCCAGAGAAUACUUUACUCGAGAGUUACACACGUCUCUCGGUUAGCUUAGAAGAGAACGGCCUGUUCCAGGCGCCCAGUCGUUCGUCGAGUAAUGGCAGUCAACAUUCUAAACGCGUGACGGCGGGCAUGACGCUGGAAGAGCUUCGCGCGGUGAAUCGCUACGCCGAGAGCACCAAGAGCCUCAGCUACCUGCCGCAGGUUCACGAGAGACAAGCCGCGCGGAUGCGAACUAGAUCUGAAUGGUUUCUCACGCCUAUAAUGGCCACGGACAGUGAUCCUACGGCGAUACACAUUCUACGUGGUUCCAAUCGGUCUUCCUCUGGCAAUAUCGCCACGGGUUUAAGCGCUAGCGCGGAAUCGGUGAAGCGGCCGAGUCUUCGGAGAACUUCCUCUAGGGAAAAGCAACGCUGGCAUCGCAAUUCUUCCCGUCGCAACAAGGAGAACGGCACUAAGGUAGCCGGCCGCUCGGCGACAGCGGCGGCAGCAGCGGCGGUGACGGAAGCGUCCAAGUCGCGUUCCCUGGAGACAAUCAAGACCGUGAAGAUCGUGCGCGUGAUGGCGGCGGAUCAGCAGCAGCAGCCGGCGACCGAGAAGAUGCUGGACAACAGCCACAAUGAGAUCUUCGAAGAGCACGCGAGCAAGGAGACGCGCGUGCCAUCGCGUACCAGCGGCGACGGUGUCAUUGGCCCGCAGGAUUGCACAGAGAUGGAUGUGAAAACAUUUCACGUUACUUUGACGUACAAGCCGCGGAUAUAAACGAUUUUUCUUUUAUUAUUAAUCUCGGCGUUUUUAGGAAUGUCAGAACGGUAUUAUUUUUCUUGCGUGAAAUACAUUUCGCGUUGUUGUUACCCUAAAUAUUAUACAUAGGCAGGAACUUGGACAAUUUUAUCCUAAUGUCGACGUUUAGGAAAUUAUCCCGUUCGCGAAUAUACACGUGCGAUCUUUUAUCUUUCUUUUUUUCUUUUUUAAUUAUUAUUUUAAUACUGACGCUCAGGAGUAUCGAACUCGGAAUAUCUUCCCUAUAUGAUAACACACAGACACAUGCACAUACGUAUACAUAUAAAGAUUUAUUUAUUUUCGCCAUAUUAUGUUCAGGUGUACAUUACUUGUUAUUUGAAAGGAUAAUAGUCGUGAAAUUUUAUCAUUUUUUCCGUGUAUCGGUCGAUUAAUUAAGUUACACUGGAGGAAAGAGGAGUUACAUGAGGAUGCACAGGCUCUUGAUUUUAUUCCGUUAAACGUACCAGUUUGAUUCCGAUUUACUCUCGCGCGUAAUAGACACAUUAUCGUGGCAUUCCAGACGCAUUUACUCUUGCCCCGCGAUAUUUUAAUUAACCGCAUUUUUCCCGCAUUUGCGUAUUCGAUAAUUUCGUUCAAUUGCACGUUUUUUUCACACGAAUCCACCGCUAUUGUAUUUAUUCCAAGCUAUAAGAAAUACUUGGGCACUCGAAACCUUAUCCCAUCGAGCAUCAUCGCGUGACUAACAGCGUAACGUAACACAGGGUGUUCCACGACGUGUCCGACUUAUGAAUUCUUCGUGCAAUCUAGAGUCAGUUUUCUCUUAACGAAAAUGCUAGGAUAUUCCUUGCGGAAUAAAAUAUGAGCCACGCGAGCCAAGCUUUAACAACGCAAUAGGACAAUAUAAGACCUUGUUCUCUUCGUUUAAAUUCAAAUGAAUCUUUAAUAUAAAAAUCAAUCAUUGAGAAGAAUUUAUAAAUAAAGUGUAUUGGACACGUCGUGUGGGAUACUGUGUGUAAAAAGGAGGAUUUGAUAAGAUCUAGCAAGUAUUUACGCGAAUUCCCUCGUGACGCGUCGGUCGCGGUUCUUAGCAUAUAAACGCGCCGUCACGGUUGUUACAUGCCAAAUUAAUAGUAUGUAUUAGCUAUACUAUUGUAGUAAGUAAGACAGCGAUUAUAGAAAUGUUAUGGUCGUAUUAUCACGUGUAUGUUACGAAAAUCGUUAAUAAGAUUACGGAAGUGAACAGAACGAGUCAACAGAAAUGGAACGAAGUAAUCUCUUUUGGAUUCGAAGAAAAUAUUGAAGAAAAGUAUGUAAAAUGUAUAAUUCAUUGUUAAAGGAAACAAGUGACAUUGACAGUUUAAUUAUAUACAUAUUUCUAAUAUAUUUCUACUCUUAUACUUUCUUAAUCAAUUAAUUACAUUUCUAUCACCGGCAAACGUUCGAAUUGACAUCAAAACGAAUUUAAUAUAAUAUCAAGAAACAUCUAGAACCACCACUUAUAUAAGUGGCAUUCUACACCCUUUUUUUAAAUCUCCGACUUCAAGGGAGAUACUUGAAGACUCCGCUUCUAUCGACUCGCCCUGUAUAUAGAAAUUAUACCAUAUACUUAAAACGCUACUUGAUAUUACUCUCAUUUAGAUCAAACGAUUACGAAACGAGAGAUAUUUACUACCGUAAGUACGUAAGAAAAAAAGAAAAGAACGGCAUAUAUACAUAACGACAUGCUACACAACGAAAGUGUUCCGUAAAUAAAAAUACAUGUAGCAUAAUCGACGGAGGUCGCGGGCGCGAAGCGAAUUUUCCAAAGGAUUCCGGUUGAUUAAACCGAUUCCAAGGAGAAUAGUAAUCACGUAAUAUUGCAGAGAAAUGAGAGCAAAAGUGACAGAGACGGAUUCGUUCAAAUCUUCUGUCUCUCGCGAUCAAAGAGCUAUUUUCAAGCCGUCUUAAGUCCACGUUUAUCAGUAAUUUUAUAUAUAUAUAUAUAUAUACAUAUAUAUAUUAAAAUUGUGCAUUAUGGAGGCACGUGGAGAAAGAGAGGGGGGAGGAGGAGGGGGAGAGAAAGAGACUAAAGCCAUGAAAAUCUUGCAAUGAGCAUUACAAUUUCUAUUAAGAAAAGAACAGAAGAACGAAAGAAGUAAAUGAAUUUAAGAUGGUUCGGAGAUGAGCUGUUUAAUUACUUCUCCGCGAAGGCCACUACGUAAAUUAAUAUAUUUAUGAUUAAACAUAUAUAGCGUGUAAAUAUUGAAUACCAAAAAUGUAAAGUUAUUAUAUA
Temnothorax curvispinosus is the source of this 5021-nucleotide messenger RNA. RefSeq lists its product as uncharacterized. Lineage: Eukaryota; Metazoa; Arthropoda; Insecta; Hymenoptera; Formicidae. The record is from RefSeq and is a predicted model, not a curated record. The transcript is spliced from 12 exons. Gene Ontology annotation, biological process: signal transduction. Gene Ontology annotation, molecular function: GTPase activator activity. Bases 1037 to 2767 code for a protein of 576 amino acids.